This is a messenger RNA of Yamadazyma tenuis ATCC 10573, 973 nucleotides long. NCBI's taxonomy places the organism in Eukaryota, Fungi, Ascomycota, Pichiomycetes, Serinales, Debaryomycetaceae. The record is from RefSeq and is a predicted model, not a curated record.
GGUAAAGACUGUGAAGUUGACUAUACCAAUGAAGGACCCAAGUAAAGGUUCCAGAGUGAACGGAAAGAGUUGGAAAGACGAAAAGGGUGCUUUUAGAGUGAAAAGUCUUGGAGUGACUAAGCAGACUGCAUUCACAAAGAGAAAUGCUAAAAGACUUCAAGAGGAUCAGUAUAAGACAAGAUUAAAGGAUCUUAAACAGGAAAAAGAAGAUGCUCAGAAAGCUAGGAUAACGGAAUUGAAGAGAAGAAGAGAGUUACAAGCUGAAAAGGAAAGAUAUGAAAUGAUGGCAACAAAAAUGCAUAAAAGAAAAGUAGAAAGAUUGAAGAGAAAAGAGAAGAGGAACAAGUUGUUAAAAGAACGUUAAUUAAACUUCAAACAAAACUAUGUAAUUUCAUUGCUAGUAUGAAUAUAUUCUUCAACGAUUAAGAUUCCCAAGUUAUACUAAACACCAUGACCUGAAGAAGAAACUUCUUUGAUUGCCAGCAUAUUGUGGUGGGCUUCGGGUUACAAACUACACUCCAAUUAUUAUCUCUUAUUUUGUACUAGCAAUGGUAUACAGAUCUACAGAACCCUCUCUCAUUCUCUUGAAUCACAAAGAAAACUACUUCGCUUCUCUUCUAUACACUGUAAUUACAUUGAAAAAAAUGGGUACUCCCGAAAAUCGAUCUUGCAAAACUCAUCACACAAGAUUUGUCCACUGAUAUAGCUUAAAAAUGUUCCCAUUGUAUGUAAUAGACGAAUCAAGUGUCAAUAUGACGGAAAUUACACUUAGUUUUCUGCAGUUGCAACGUUGAGCUUCUACCUGCUUUAUCGCUACUAGUGUACAUAGAAUUGUUUAGACUGUGUUCCAGGCUCCUGUAGUAUCAAGUGACAUAAUUAUUGUAUACUGAAUGCCUAUAGCACCAGGCUAUUUGGGGUUGCGAUUAAAAAGGGAUAGAGUUGACUGUUCAGAAGAUAACAAUUUAGAAUUAGU